AUGGCUAUCCACCGCAUAAUAACGGAUCCGGUUGCCCUUCUAAUUGUCGGAACCCUUCUCUUCCUUGUCUACCUGAUAUAUCAAGAAUUCUUUCACCCGUUAGCAAAAUACCCCGGGCCGUUUCUCGCCGCCUUCACGGAUUUCCACAAGUUCUCUCUGUUCUUGUCUCUGCGGAUUGGCCAAAGAAUCUUUUCUUUGCAUCGAAAAUACGGACCUAUUGUGCGAAUAGCUCCAAACGAGCUCAGCUUCUGGAAUGCCGAAGCCGUCGCCCCAAUCUACAAGUCCGGAAAGGCAAUGGUCAAAAGUCCAUUUUUCGACGGAUUCACAACAUUCAAUCCAAAUCUGUUUGGGAACCGAGAUGAAAAGAUUCACGCCCUAAAACGGAGACAGAUGGCCCAUAAUGAACACGGGAAAUUCAAGCGACGAUUGAAGGAAGAAACCUUUGAUUUCUUGAGCUACAAAGUCAAAUCAUGGCAAGAAAGUCUUCCCGAAGCUCUACAGUCGUCCCAAGACGAGCUGGGAUCUGUAGAGAGCAUUCCAUUUGAGGACCGACAGGCGUAUCUCCUCAGAUCCAUCCUUUUCCUACGAGCAAACCAAAUCAGGAUUAUGGUCCUACGUCCUCUACUUUACUCAUACCAAAUAGCGAAAGCGAAUCUCGGCCAUGCAGACACUCUCGUCCAACUUGCAACAAACACGAUCAAUAAGGUCCUCGAGAUGGAUCGUAAAACCAAUCUAUAUCGCACACAAAUACCAAUUUUCAAUCACUUUCUUCCAUCUGCUUUGUGUUCCUUGUUCCUUGUUCUUGCUCACUAUUCGCGCCUUUCCACUACGGAGCUCGCUCCGAGUGAAGGUGCCGCCGUGGUCGAUGCUAUUGCCAAUGGUCUAAGCUUACUGCGAACUUACCUAUUCUCCCUGUCUUCACAGCGGUUGCUGCGAAAGUUUACUGGGCCACAGAGCCUGAUCUCUCAUCUUGGGCUGCUGCAAAACUGCAACCAUUUUGACAAAUUGCUCUUGGAGAAGCUUGAUAUUGACACAUUUACGGGUCUGGACGAUGUCGCGCUGGAUCAAAAUCCAGUGAUGGAGGGUAAUGAUCAUCCUCUGCAUGAUUACUCCAAUCCGAUGGGAAGUGAGUGGCCUCUUGAAUUAUCAUUGACAUCCCCGGUCACGCCCGGAGAUAUAAGCCAGCUAUUUGCUAGCUAUGAAUUGGACUUCAUGGGAUUCAAUCUCUUAUGA
Messenger RNA from Penicillium psychrosexuale, 1233 nucleotides. RefSeq names its product fungal specific transcription factor domain-containing protein. The record is from RefSeq and is a predicted model, not a curated record. The transcript has 3 exons. NCBI's taxonomy places the organism in Eukaryota, Fungi, Ascomycota, Eurotiomycetes, Eurotiales, Aspergillaceae. Bases 1 to 1233 code for a protein of 410 amino acids. Gene Ontology annotation, molecular function: monooxygenase activity; oxidoreductase activity, acting on paired donors, with incorporation or reduction of molecular oxygen; iron ion binding.